AUGAUGCCAACUCAUGCAGACAGCAUCUUGCCUGGCCAGAGGGGAGCUCAGCCCUCGGACGUCUGCAAUGGCAACUUUUCCUUGGGAUGCGCUUCUGGAAAGAUCGUCCGCAAGUCCUGGGAGGAACAACUUCAACGAGCCACCAACGCAAACGGGAAGCAGAAGCAAGGCAUGCCGAAAAAAGUAUUGGCCAUGCAAAGAGUAAGGGACGAGCCCAAGGACUCACCCUCCAAGGAUGUCUUCCUGUUUUGCGCAAACAAAUUUAACAGCAGCAGCAAAAAGGCUGCUAUCCAAAAGCUACUGCAGAAGUCAUCUGUGACCAUGGAAAGCUGUUCCCCAGGCCUUUCUUCCAAAGAAGGGCUUAGCAGCUUGAAAGAAAGCAAACAGGCCAAAAAUUCCCAGAGGAAAAACAGAAGAGAUCUCUUCCCUGGCUCAGAGGUUUUCGGACAUGUAGAUGCCCACGUCCUGUGUGUGAGCCAACAGAUGAAACCCGGGCAGGACGGGCUGUCCAUCCCCACCGUCGUGCGCCUGAUCACUGCCAGAUCCCAGAGCAAGCUGGAGACCAUGCGAGCAAUAUGGUUCUGGCUCUGCCACAACAUCGAAUAUGACGUGGAUGGCUUCCUAGGGCUCUCUCAGAAGAUUCACAUGCCAGAGCAGGUCCUGCAAACUGGACGAGCUGUGUGCUCUGGUUAUGCCCAUUUAUGCCAGGAGAUGUGCAGGGAGGCAGGUCUGAGCUGCGUGGAGGUCCCAGGAUACGGCCGGAGCCCCGGCUCUCGCGGAGGGCAGCAGUGCCAGCAGCAGAAGUCCAGCCACAUGUGGAAUGCAGUGGAGCUGGAAGGGCAGUGGUGCCUCCUGGACGCUUGCUGGGGCGCAGGGACCGUGGAUGCAGAAAGGCGCUUGUUCAUGCCCAGGUACGACGACUUCUUCUUCCUUACUGACCCUGAGCACUUCAUUGAGACCCACUGGCCCGAUGACCCCUCAUGGCAGCUCCUGCAGCCUUCUGUUUCAUGGGAAGACUUCGAACAGAGAGUUUUUAAAACUUCAGAGUUUUUCAGGCUGCAACUCUCCCUCCUUUCUCCAAACACCUCCCUCCUCAAAACAGUCCGUGGAGAAGCAUCAGUGAUGCUGGAGAGUGCUCAUCCAACAGAGUUCACCUACCAGCUCUCCAAACUCCAGGGCAUGACGACUGGAGAGGAUGUAGGUGCAGCUCAUGGGAUGAUGACGGUGUCUGAGAACAGCAUGACUAUCAAGGUGACUCCUCCAACUGAGGGCUUGUUCAAUCUCAUGAUCUUUGCACGUGACGCUGAUUCUCAGGCUCCCUACAACUGGGUGUGUUCCUAUCAGAUUCAAUGUCUGGAGCCACGCAACCGAGGGGAACUGCCUGAAAACCCUUUUUGGUUCUGGGGCCUUCACCAAAAAGUGAGAGAUUUUGGUAUCGUGGAGAGCAGCCACAAAGGGGAACUGCUGGUUGCAUCACAAGGAACUUUGCUGUUGACUCUCCAGACGUCCCGACCCUUGCUUGCCACAUAUGAGCUGGCUAGUAAUGACUUAGAUGCUGCUCUGAGUAAGAAAUGCCUGGCCUCGCAAGCCGAGGAGGGGAAGCUGAGCUGCCACGUGCUCUGUCCUGUCCAAGGUUACUACCGACUCUCUGUGUUCGUCAAAGACUUGGGAGCCAGCACCUUCAGGAACGUGGCCAACUUCCUCCUUCACUGCUUGGGGCCUGUCAACCAGAACCAGCUCUUCCCCUCGGGUCUGAGUAUGCACUGUGGGGCUGGGAUCAGCUCCACGGGCAGUGGCCUCUUCAACCCUAGCCACUCUGCCCCCAUCAUCACCACCAAGCUGGGGAAAUGCAACAUCACUUUCCACACACGUGCCAACAUCGAUGUGACUGCCAGCUUGAGUAAGGACAAAGUCACCAGUGCCAAGUACCCCCUGGAGAGAUACGUUCUGGUCACCCAGCUGAAGACCAAAGUCAGCGUGUGCAUUGCGCUCCCCGAGUCAGGUGUCUACAAGGUGGGGCUUUUUGGGAGAAGCAAGGACAGCAAGGACUUUGUCCAUAUUUGUGACUACAUCAUACGCUGCUUCUCCGAGCCUGGCUGGCCUCCUUUCCCCAAAGUUUACUGCCCAUGGGGGAAAGGGUGCGUAUUGCUAGAGCCACGAACGGGAGUGCUUCAAGAGCAAAGCUGGGCCCGGUUCAGGGUGAAGGUUCCCAACGCCUGUAGCGUUGUUGUCAUCAGCGACGAGAAGGUGGCGCUUCAGCUGAACCCAAACAUGGUCUGGGAGGGGGAGGUGUUGGCCAGGUCUGCAGGGACACAGGUCAAACUGGCAGCCAGGUUCAGCCAGUGUUGCCCUUCCCUGGAGGUCAUGCUGGCAUUUGAGGUUGGAAAUGUCUCAGCUGUGUCCUUAGGGUGCUCAGGGUAA
Messenger RNA from Tinamus guttatus (white-throated tinamou), 2421 nucleotides. The record is from RefSeq and is a predicted model, not a curated record. Lineage: Eukaryota; Metazoa; Chordata; Aves; Tinamiformes; Tinamidae.